This is a messenger RNA of Homarus americanus (American lobster), 4261 nucleotides long. Its product is annotated as clavesin-2-like. Gene Ontology annotation, cellular component: membrane. The record is from RefSeq and is a predicted model, not a curated record. NCBI's taxonomy places the organism in Eukaryota, Metazoa, Arthropoda, Malacostraca, Decapoda, Nephropidae. Bases 453 to 1649 code for a protein of 398 amino acids. Gene Ontology annotation, molecular function: phosphatidylinositol bisphosphate binding. The transcript is spliced from 6 exons.
UUACCAGUAAAUAUAUAUAGUGAAAACACGUCACCAGGAGAUCAGUAGAGAUCUUGACAAGUUUCUUUAAAUGGUUUCUGAUGAGCCGGGCUGCUGUAGUCACUCAACACAAGAAGCAUCAAGAGCCCGGUCGACCAGUUGUCACCCAGGAAGCCGAGUCACUGAACCAGGUAAAGGAUCCCCUGGAAUCACCGGCAGGUAAUCACCAGAUGUGUAAGUCGUCACCUUGACAGAGAAACUGUCAAGCUGUCGCUAAGACUGAUACGCCCCAUCGUGUUGCAGGCAGCUCAUUGAAAAAUUCUAAGGGUCAACUGGUGGUGGAUACAGCAUCAAGUAUAUUUUGUGAGGGAAAAAUCCUCACAGGGUGUGGUGGGUGUGUUGUAGGGUGAGACCACAUAGACAAACUGCUGCGGGCUGCCCUUAGGGGAGCGCUCAAGACGGCGCCCCCAGAUAUGGAUGUUUGUGAGCUAAACGGCCCCUGGAACCGACACAUGACUUCUCCCUACACAUGUGAUGACUUGGGUCUGGAGAAGACCAAGAAUGAUGUGACACCUCUGCCAGACAAGACUCAUGCCAUACAGCAGCUUCAUGCCCUCCUUCCAACCAGACCUGACGUGGCAUUCCUGAGGACUGAUCAUCCCUUCUUGCUGCGCUUUCUAAGGGCUAAAAAAUUCCGGGUGGGAGAUGCUUUCCUCCUCCUGUGCCGUUACUUUGAGUACCGACAACGUCACCGUGAAUUGUUCCGUGGAUUAAAUGUUGGGAGUGGAGGAGGAGAAUGUGGUGGCGGAGGCAGCGAGACAGGAAUACAGACAGCAUUAUUGGAUGGCUUACCUGGGGUGUUGGCAGAGAGAGAUCCUUGUGGGAGACCUAUCAUUGUGCUUUUAGCCAGCAACUGGGACCAUUCUAGAUAUGAUGUGCGUACCGUAUACCAGGCUGUCCUGCUAACGUUGGAACGAUUGGUGGAAGAUGAGGCAGUUCAAGCAGCGGGUGUAGUAGCCAUUCUUGAUUGGUCAAAUUUCCCAGCAAGGCUCACCACAAGUUUGUCACCAAAGCUUCUUAGACUUAUGCUAGAUGGACUUCAGGAUGCAUUUCCUUUACGCUUGGGAGCUUUGCACCUAGUCAACCAACCAUGGUAUGUGGAGGCAGCACUGAGUCUCGCUCGACCCUUCCUCAAGGAAAAACUUCGCUCCAGGAUACAUGUACAUGGGAACAAUCUAGCAACUCUACAUGCUCAGGUACCACCAAGACUUCUUCCUGCUGAGCUGGGUGGUGAAGGUGGAGAAUACCAUGCACACACCUGGGCUGCCACCAUGCUCAACUACAUACCUAGCCAGAACCUGCAGUCUAAUAAUACUAUGACCAGCUCAACUUCUACGAAACCCACACAAGUACAGACACCCACUGAAAAAUCUUCAACUAGUUCCCCAAAAACAUCCAAUGUAACCUCUUCACUCAAUGAAUCUUCCUCGUCUACUGCCAAUACCACCACCUCAGCCUCACAGAGCACCCCAUUGGUAAACAAGACAGAUAAUGUCCCAACAACAUCAGCCAGUUUUGCUUCAUUGAUCUUUGGGAACAUUGGUUCUGAGAGUACCACCACCAAUGGGAAUGCUAGUGAGGGAGAAGAUGUGGCACUUAAGGCUCACUAGUGUCGAAGGUCAAAGAUGCUGGUGAAGAGCAAGAGUUUGGUCAUUGUAUGACAAUAUUUAAGCACAACUACUGUAGCCAAAUCAUGUUCAUUCUUUUGUAAGUCACAGGCUCUGUACCAUUUCCUAUAUUUCUGAUAAGGUGGUCCAAGAAGAAUCUCCCCCCAUAUGAUGGAGGCAGUUUGUACAGUACCUGAACAAAAGUUUUGUUUCAAAAGUCAUAAUGAUUUGAAGCACUGUUCAACGUAUAGUAUUCUGCAUGUUGGGUUGAGAGUCUUAAAGGGUAUUUAUGCAUUUUGCUUUUACUAUAAUAAAUGAGGAGGUUUUAUCACAUUACCACUGUUUACAUUUUACUACUGUACUUUGCUUUGGUCCAAAAUGCACUAGAGGGUAAUAAUGAAGGUAAGUUUUAUAAAUAAACUACACAUUCUUAUAACAAAUUGUGGAGAAGAAAGAGUGUUUCUUACAGACAGAGAAAACUUUUAGGGUUUAUAAGUUUUUUUUAUUUUCCUCUCUAGCAAACAGGCACUUAUACAUUGCCUUCACCAGUGACUAGUUUGUUUUCAUUAACAAAUGAAGAAAAAAUAUAAAUGAACUGUGCUUUUAUCUGGGAACAAACCACUGUGUUUGUUUUUAUAGAUUGGGUCUACAGUAUUAAUGACUAAAGUAAAUGAAAACAAACCAGCCCCACACCCACAACAUAAAUCACUUCAUGUUGUAAGAGGAAAAAAUCACUCUUGUAAAUCCAAAUGAAUUUUUGUCCUGAACCCACAAGUAAGAAACACGUUUUCUUCAAAAAAAAUUUCUUGAAAAAUGUACCCUAUAGCUUCAGAAGCUAGGUUCAGUAUUACCCACAGGACUGAUUAAGAGUAAUUUUGCCUUUAAUUCAUUAAAUAAAAAAUAUAAAAGGAUUCUUGUCAUAGUACUGUAAUGCUCAAUAUCGAAUAUGGACAUCUAAACUUCCUUUACACAAGUUCAAAUUAAUACAAUAUUGUUUUUCUCUUAAUCAAAAUACAGUACACUACUCUAAAAAGUUUUCAUAUUAAGAGUAAACAAAUACUGUAUGCUAUGACAUCUAAAUAAUAUAAUAGGAAAGCCAACAUAUCAAUAAAAUGCUGUAACUUCAUAAAGUAGCCUGAAAUUUGUGGUUUCUCUAAUAACUUGUAAGGCUGUAUCUGUUCUCUGUCUUCCCACACCAUGACACCUUGGGUUGUCUCUUCGGGGGUGACCCAACUUUUGUAGGUUUAAGUCAAUACGGUAACUAGAUGAUGUUAACUCUUUGAAUCAGGGAAUGGUCAGAGGCCUUCAUUUGUUCAGUGGCUUUUUCUUAUUACUGUACACCUUUAUUCAAUGUUGGUGCCACUCAAAAAUUUAAUGUAGAAAAAAUAUAUAUGCAAAUAACAUUAUCUCAUUGAGUGUUGACAUUAUUAAAACUAUGCCCUCGAAAUCCCCAGCUGUUCAUAUACUGUACUGUAUACUGCAGUUGUGAGUUGGUGUAGACUUGUCAGCAACAAUUAAAAGAUAAAGAAAAAUGUCUACAAUAAAGUAAUAUAAAUCAUUGUAGUUCCAUAAAGUUAUUUGUUUCACAUGAUAAAUGAUCAGUGUGAAGCUGUGUAUUCUGAUGAUUAAUUACAUACCCAACACUUCUUCAAAUUUGAAGCCAAAGACUAGUCAAGUAAUAUUAACAUCAAGGUGUUAAACAGGUUAAAUACAGUUGAUGUACACAUGAACAUUAUUGUUCAAGUUAUCAAAGAAAAGUAGUACUCACUGACUCAACUGUGAUCACAUGCAUAAUGCUAAGCCAUAACAGUGCAUCUUUAUGGUGCUGUAUUUAAGUAUCAAUCCCAUUUUGAAGCUUUAUUGUGUGCACACAAUCUAUUGGUGCAUACAGCUGUUCUUGGAAUAAUAUUACAACUAAAAUUAUAGUAUUGACCAGUGUUGGCACUGCAUUACUAUAUUCAGCACAUACCAUCAAACUUUGAUUUAUUUUUCAUACAGGUAAUUGUAAAUACUGUAUCUCACAUUACAUAUGUGCUCAUGUCUCUCUUCAGAGUGCAUUAGGGCUUUUCCUUGAAUGUGUUGCUGAGCUUAACUGCACAAUCUGAAUAAAGGCCUUAUUAUUGUGAUCAACAUUUUGAUAUGGCAGGUGUUAUAUUUUAAUUUUCUUUGAAAUAUGCUUCCAGGCAAUAGUCUAUUAUUUAUAAAUAUUACUAGCUUACACCUGAUGAAGCAAGCAGUACAGUACAGUAGUUUGUUAAAGGUUUUGUACUGUAAUGUUUUGACCGAUGCAUACAUUAUCACAAGAAUAUGUAUCUUCAGUACAACACCUUUUUGUUUGGGUGAAACUGCCACUGUUUUAUAUUUUUCUAUCUUGAAUAUUUCUGUAACAUCUAUCAGUAACCCAUUCUCUUAUAGAAAUGCAUUCUCAGUCAUAUAUUGUACAUGUAUACAGAACCCCACAGUAGAAAGAGUAUGGCUGUCUGGACAUGCCGAGAAAUUUAAUGUAAUAAAUAAAGAAGCACCUUGAAAAUAUUCCUAUGUUCACCUGGUCAUGAGAUGCAUAUGUAUGUAGGCAAGACUAUUUUUAGGAAAUAAAUUUUUUUUACAAAAUUCAA